Jaculus jaculus (lesser Egyptian jerboa) is the source of this 1387-nucleotide messenger RNA. RefSeq names its product keratin 18 (gene Krt18). The transcript is spliced from 7 exons. The record is from RefSeq and is a predicted model, not a curated record. Lineage: Eukaryota; Metazoa; Chordata; Mammalia; Rodentia; Dipodidae. The coding region runs from base 56 to 1321 and encodes 421 amino acids. Gene Ontology annotation, cellular component: keratin filament. Gene Ontology annotation, molecular function: structural molecule activity. Gene Ontology annotation, biological process: intermediate filament cytoskeleton organization.
CACCCUCCGCGACCCGAACCUCAGUCCUGGUCUCUCGUCCUCCCUCCAGGUCACCAUGAGCUUCACCACCCGCUCCACCACCUUCUCCACCAGCUACCGGUCCCUGGGCUCGGUCCGCUCGCCCAGCCAGCGCCUGCGGCCCGCCAGCAGCGCGGCCAGCGUGUAUGGGGGCGCCGGGGGCUCGGGCUUCCGGGUGUCCGUGUCCCGCUCCGCCAGCGACCACCGGGGUUACGGAAACCUGGUCGGAAUGGGUGGCAUCCAGAGCGAGAAGGAGACCAUGCAAGACCUGAACGACCGCCUGGCCUCCUACCUAGACAGGGUGAGGAGUCUGGAGAUCGAGAACAGGAGGCUGGAGAGCAAAAUCCGUGAACACUUGGAGAAGAAGGGGCCGCAGGACAGAGACUGGGGACACUACUUCAAGACCAUCGAGGACCUGAGGGCUCAGAUCUUUGCAAAUUCCGUGGACAAUGCCCGCAUCGUCCUUCAGAUCGACAAUGCCCGUCUUGCUGCUGAUGACUUCAGAGUGAAGUAUGAGACAGAACUGGCCAUGCGCCAGUCUGUGGAGGCUGACAUCCAUGGACUCCGCAAGGUCAUUGAUGACACCAAUAUCACGAGGCUGCAGCUGGAGACAGAGAUCGAAGCUCUUAAGGAGGAGCUGCUGUUCAUGAAGAAGAACCAUGAGGAGGAAGUCAAGGGCCUGCAAGCCCAGGUUGCCAGCUCUGGCUUGACCGUGGAAGUGGACGCUCCCAAAUCUCAGGACCUCAGCAAGAUCAUGGCCGACAUCCGAGCCCAGUAUGAUGAGCUGGCUCGGAAGAAUCAAGAAGAGCUGGACAAAUACUGGUCCCAGCAGAUCCAGGAAAGCACCACUGUGGUUACUACGAAGUCCGCUGAGAUUGGAAAUGCUGAGGCCACGCUCACAGAGCUGAGACGUACCUUCAGUACCUUGGAGAUCGAAUUGGAUUCCAUGAGAAAUUUGAAGGCCAGCUUGGAGAACAGCCUGAGAGAAGUGGAGACCCGCUAUGCCACACAGAUGGACCAACUCAAUGGGGUCCUGCUGCACCUGGAGUCAGAGCUGGCACAGACCCGGGCAGAGGGACAGCGCCAGGCCCAGGAGUACGAGGCCCUCCUAAACAUUAAGGUCAAGCUAGAGGCUGAGAUCGCCACCUACCGCCGCCUGCUGGAAGAUGGGGAAGACUUCAAUCUCAACGACGCUCUGGACAGCAGUAACUCCAUGCAAACCAUCCAGAAGACCACCACCCGCAGGAUCGUGGAUGGCAAAGUGGUGUCUGAGACCAAUGACACCAAGGUUCUGAGGCACUGAGACCGAGGAGCAGGGUACCGUUGGGGAUCAGGCGGGCAAUAAAAGUUCAGAGGUCAUUGGACAUCA